This is a messenger RNA of Cucurbita maxima (winter squash), 2160 nucleotides long. Its product is annotated as acyltransferase-like protein At3g26840, chloroplastic. Gene Ontology annotation, cellular component: membrane. The record is from RefSeq and is a predicted model, not a curated record. NCBI's taxonomy places the organism in Eukaryota, Viridiplantae, Streptophyta, Magnoliopsida, Cucurbitales, Cucurbitaceae. Bases 1 to 2160 code for a protein of 719 amino acids. The transcript is spliced from 14 exons.
AUGGCUGCCACCGGGUCUUGUGUCUUCCAUGGCGGUGUGUUUUUGGCUCUCCGGCGGGAUUGGAUGUCGUCCAACGGGAGUUUCAAAUCCGGUCCGAUUGGGAUCCCUAAUGCUCGGCGACUUGCUGUGUCUGCUACUUCCAUGGACCAAGUUGCUUCGACAUCCUCACCGGAGAUUACUGCUACCUCAUCGGCGAUGGAGAGUAAUGUGUUUGGUAAAGGCCGGUUUGAGAAGAAUCACGAACAUGCUGCGACAAAGAUUGUAGGAGUUGGCGGUGAAAAUGGAAGUCGGUCGAACUUUGGUUGGGAGGAUAUGGAAGUGCGGAAGAGCUUGAAGGACUAUUUUGAACAGUCGGUUGAAUUGAUUAGAUCGGACGGGGGGCCUCCUCGCUGGUUCUCGCCAUUGGAGUGUGGUUCUCGGAUGGAUAAUUCUCCUUUGCUUCUGUUCUUGCCUGGUCUUGAUGGAGUUGGACUUGGACUUAUCAAGCAUCAUCAAAAACUGGGGAAGAUUUUCGACGUAUGGUGCUUGCAUAUUCCAGUCCGGGAUCGAACGCCAUUUACAGAAUUACUGAAAUUGGUCGAAAAAACGGUAAAAGAUGAGCACCGUCGUUCCCCAAAGAAACCGAUUUAUCUUGCUGGAGAAUCCUUGGGAGCAUGCCUUGCUCUAUCUGUUGCUGCUUGCAAUCCACAUAUCGAUAUUGUAUUGAUUUUGUCUAAUCCAGCUACUUGUUUCAGUAAGUCGCCAUUACAACCUGUAGUAUCCUUGUUAGAACUCAUGCCAGAAUCAUUGCAAGUUAGCCUCCCUUACAUACUGAAUUUACUGAAAGGUGAUACAUCUAGACGGCCAUUGGAAAUUGUGGAACUCAUAUUGCAACAAAUAAUUAGCGAAUUAUCGCAGGAUCUUGGUGCAUUAUCUUCUCACCUCUCUGUUCUUGCUGAUAUUUUACCAGUAGAAACACUCAUCUGGAAGUUGAAAAUGCUUAAAUCUGCUUCAGCAGAUUCCAACUCACGGCUCCAUGCCGUAAAAGCUCAGACUUUGAUACUCUGCAGUGGCAGAGACCUGUUGCUACCCAGUAUUGAGGAAGGUAGAAGACUUAGUCAGUUUUUGCCAAAAUGUGAGAUUCGAAGAUUUUCCGACAAUGGCCAUUUUCUUUUCUUGGAGAAUGGUGUUGAUUUGGCUGCUACAAUCAGAGGUGCUAGUUUCUACCGCCGUUCACAAAAGCUGGACUUUGUUUCUGAUUUCAUCCCACCAUCGCCUGCUGAAUUCACAAAAAUAUUUAAGGACUAUAGAUUGAUUGAUUUGGUAACUAGUCCGGUGCUGUUUUCAACUCUAGAAGAUGGGAAAAUUGUGAGGGGACUCGCAGGUAUUCCUGAAGAAGGUCCGGUCCUGUUCGUUGGCUAUCAUAUGCUAUUGGGACUAGAAUUGGCUCCCAUGGUAGGCCAGUUUUUCAAAGAAAAGAACAUAAUUUUACGAGGGAUGGCACAUCCUAUGAUGUUUGUAAAAGUGAAGGAAGGAAGUUUACCUGAAUUAGCAUCAUAUGACUCAUUUAGAAUGAUGGGUGCUGUUCCUGUCACUGCCCAGAACUUAUAUAAACUUCUUUCUUCGAAGGCUCACGUCUUAUUAUAUCCCGGAGGCGUGCGUGAGGCUCUACAUCGGAAGGGUGAAGAAUAUAGGCUAUUCUGGCCUGAGCAAUCAGAGUUUAUCCGGAUGGCUGCUCGGUUUGGAGCCAAAAUUGUACCUUUUGGUGUUGUGGGAGAAGAUGAUUUUGGUGAAGUGGUUUUUGAUUAUGAAGACCUGAUCAAAAUUCCGUACUUCAAAAACCAAAUAGAGGCUCUAACCAGCGAAGCCGUGAGACUGAGGGCUGACAUGAAAGGGGAGGUAGCAAACCAAGCUGUCCACCUUCCUGGAAUUCUCCCCAAACUUCCAGGAAGAUUUUAUUAUUACUUCGGAAAGCCAUUUGACACCGAAGGUCAGAAAGAGGAACUACGAGACAGAGAGAAGGCUCAUGAGCUAUAUCUUCAAGUAAAGGGCGAAGUGGAGAACUGCCUUGCAUACCUACAGAGCAAAAGAGAGAGCGAUCCUUACAGACGGCUAUGGGAUCGUCUAGCUUAUCAAGCUAAGCAUGGCUUCACAUCUGAGGUUCCCACGUUCGAAAUCUGA